AAAUGAGAGCAUUUAACGGGGCUCCGAUACUUCUAGCAAUAUUCUACGCUGGACGUGGAAGCUCCAAACAAUUGUUGUUCAACAUGGAAACGUUCGAUUUCGGUUCCAACGAAAUCGAUUCGCGCAGUGGAGAGGCGGUGCGUUCAAAUGGGACUGUUGAGCGUAUCAAUUUGACGCUUCCAGGAACCAAAUGGUGUGGUCCGGGAAAUACUGCUGAUGAUUACGACGAUCUUGGCAAGCACGAGGAAGAGGAUAUUUGUUGCAGAGAGCAUGAUCAUUGCGAUAACAUUCCCGCUGGCGAAACGAAACAUGGACUUAAAAACGAUGACUAUUUCACAAGAUUACAUUGCAAGUGUGACAGGGACUUCCAGCAAUGUCUGAAGAAGAUCAACACUACACUAUCGAAUCGACUUGGUGGCUUCUAUUUUGCCGUACGUGAUAAAUGUUACAAGAAACAGUAUCCCAUUGUUGAUUGUGGCGAAAUGAAAAAUAUGUUGUUCUUGCGUCGUUGUGUGCGAUAUGUUCAUGACAGUUCAAAGGAGCGCCAAUGGCAGUGGUUCGAUUUGCCCUUCUACGAUGACAACAUGAUAAACGACUUUUAUUGAAGUGUUCUGUGU
Messenger RNA from Toxorhynchites rutilus septentrionalis, 617 nucleotides. Its product is annotated as phospholipase A2-like. Gene Ontology annotation, biological process: arachidonate secretion; phospholipid metabolic process. Lineage: Eukaryota; Metazoa; Arthropoda; Insecta; Diptera; Culicidae. The coding region runs from base 3 to 605 and encodes 200 amino acids. The record is from RefSeq and is a predicted model, not a curated record. The transcript is spliced from 4 exons.